AUUUAGCGAUUAUAAAACAUAACCUUAUCUUGUCAUCUGUCAUCAUAAUGUAGAAAUGAAAAAUUAAUUUAGAUAAAAUCUAAUGUCUUUUAUGAAUUACAUCCAGGGUGAAGAGGCAUUUUAUUAAUUAAUAAAAGGAACGAUUGGAAGAACCGAAAAACAGUUAGAUGGAGAAGUACUCUUUGUGGAAAGUCUAAAAUGAUCCCACAAUACCCAAAGAUAACAAUAAAACGCUUAUUAACAUAAGUAAGUACUAAAUCCAGGAUGGUUAUAAACCCUAGAACUUUGAGGUUGUCCAAUUUGACAAGAAAAUUGAAAAGAAAAAAACACUUGGAGCUAAUGUAAUGAAGUUAAUGAAAAGUGGAGUACUUACAUUUCUAUUUGCAUUCGUUUUAAUGAUUUAACGAAAUUGUUAAGUUUGAAAAACACCACUUAAUAAUUAACAAUGACGAGUUAUAAUCAGCGCAAUUAAAAUUUGCCUUCAAUUUAAUGUUGAAUGAUUAAUUAAUAACCAAUUAAGCAAGAACACAUAAAUAAGGAAAUUAAGUUAAAAUGGAUCAAUUUCAACAUGUUUCCGAUCGGAUUCGUAUUCGCCCCAAUUUUUUUAAUAUUAUUAGGGUUGAUAAUCGGUUGGUAUUACAUUUAUUUCAAAUUUAAAAGGCAUUUGAAAGGGUUACCAGGUCCUAAACAAAUUCCGUUACUAGGAAUUAUGAUUAAUGUGCGAAAUACCGUUGAUAUUUAUAAUGUUCUUUUAUCAAACAUAAGAAAAUUGGGUAAAAACAUAUUUGGGAUGCUCGGGCCGUUUCCAACAUUAAUAACAUCCGACCCAAAAAUGUUUGCGCUAAUUUUAGGAUCCCCAAAGCACAUCAACAAACCACCUUUAUAUACGACCCUAGAAAACUCCGCAGGAAAUUCGUUACUUUUAACUAAUGGAGAUGUUUGGAGGCGGCAAAGGAAAUUACUUAAUCCAGGGUUAGAUUACACGAAUGUAAUGCAAAAUAUUAACGUUUUUAAUACUCAAUCUGAUGAUUUAAUUAAAGCUUUAGAAGGAGAAAUAAAUAAAGAAUCAACCGAGUUAGAAAAUUUCAUCGAAACUUGGGCGUUAAAACAAACUUACGAAACGAUGAUGGGGAGUAACGCGCCGGAGGAAGAUCGAAACGAAUUUUUAGAAAGUAUAAAAACCGUCAUGAAAAUUGCAGUUAAAAGAAACGUCCGUCUCCAUGAAUAUUACAACAUAACCUACGUUUUCACCAAGAAUUUUUGGUUAGAACGAAAAUGCAUUAAAAAAAUUUUGCAUCACACCAAGAACAUAAUCGAGGAUAAAAAAAAAGAAAUUAAAGAAGAAUCAAAUAAAAGAGAAAGACCGAUUUUAGUCGACAUAUUAAUGAAGCAAAAACAAACCGAUAAAAACGUUACAUACGAUUUUAUCGCUAAACAACUCAAUCUUAUGGUUGCAGCGGGUUUCGAUACAAGCGGAUCCGCAAUUUGUUUCGCCCUUUACAACUUAGCAAUUUUCCCAGAAAUCCAGAAAAAAGCUUACGAAGAACUCCACUCAAUCCUAGGCGAAAACAUAAAUCAAUUCAUAACGCACCAACACGUAAAAGAAAUGAAAUAUCUCGAUUUGGUAAUCAAAGAAUCGAUGAGAAUCAAAACGACGGUUCCAUUCUUUUUGAGACAACUCAAAGAAGAUGUUGAUUUCGAAGGGAUGACUCUCCCGAAAGGAUUGACGGUUAUGUUGUUGGCUUACGCGAUGCAUUUAGACCCGGAAGUGUACCCGGAGCCGGAAAAAUUCGUUCCCGAACGAUUUUUGCAAGAAAAUUUGAAUCCGAAUCGAUAUGGUUAUGCUCCGUUUUGUGGGGGAGUUAGGAAUUGUAUUGGGCAAAAAUACGCUCAGUUAUCGAUGAAGGUUGUUUUAGCUAAGAUUUUGUUGCAUUAUGAGUUGGUUGAUGUUAAUCAUGAACUUUGUUUGGCGGCGGAAAUUACGUUGAGGUCAAAAACUGGGGUUAGGGUUGGAAUAAGAAAAAGAAUGAUUAAUAAUAAUUAAAUUAAAGAAAUAAAAUAUCAUUUUGACACACACUAAUUAACUUUUUUUAUAUUCUAAACUCUUUGAAGCUUCUGAAAAAUUUGUAUUAACUAAUAUGAAGAUGUUUUCAAUGAAUUAGAAUCAUUUUGACACCCACCAAAAAGCUUUUUCUAGUUUUUGACAUCAUUGAAAUACCUCCAAAAAUAAUCAAAAUCUUUUUUUUUAACUCUUUUAUUUUCCUGAACUAUCAAAGAGAUGUUUUUAAUCGAUUAAAAGGAUUUUGAAACACA
This is a messenger RNA of Onthophagus taurus, 2313 nucleotides long. The record is from RefSeq and is a predicted model, not a curated record. Lineage: Eukaryota; Metazoa; Arthropoda; Insecta; Coleoptera; Scarabaeidae.